Messenger RNA from Trichomonas vaginalis G3, 939 nucleotides. RefSeq lists its product as uncharacterized. NCBI's taxonomy places the organism in Eukaryota, Parabasalia, Trichomonadida, Trichomonadidae. The transcript has a single exon. The record is from RefSeq and is a predicted model, not a curated record. The coding region runs from base 1 to 939 and encodes 312 amino acids.
AUGAGUACUGAAAAAACGUUUGAAAUUUUCUACCCUAUGAAGGCUUCUCCUGUGAAGCGGAAAACAAGCCAUUUUACACAUACACUUAACCCUCCACUCCGCACAGGCUUCGUUGACUAUCAAAAUCCAAAGAAAUAUGCAUCUUCACCCGAACCAAGAAUUAGAAGCGAAACUAAAGAUUUUUCUUACAGUUCUGAAAAUAAAAUCAAGAAACCACGAAAAUUGUAUCGUCAAAACAUUCAAUCGCCUCCAGAAGAAAAUCCAAAUUUAUUUAAACCAUCCAAAACUCCAAAUUUCUUUAUAAAAACACGUGACCCUCCCGAAUUUCAAGAUUUUACAGAUGUGUGGGGUGAGUAUUUAGAACUUAGACACCUUAAACGUAUUGAAAAUACAAUUUAUUGGAAAGUUUAUUUCAAAAAAUGGAAAUCUCGAUACUCUCAACAAUUUGUUCAACGAAUUAAACAGACUUCUACAUAUUCCAAUAACUCAAGCAGAAAAGACAAAGAUGAAAUCAAUGUUAAUCCUUAUAGAGAGAUUGACACAAUAGAUCUUAUUGAACGCGCAAGAAGAACGAUUGAUGAGAUGACUUCUUCAUCAUCUUGGGUUCAAAAUGCAGCAACAUCUGUUUCAAUUAUUCAAUCACGUAAAUCCUCAUAUCAAAAUAAUUAUUCUUACAGAAAUGAAUCAAUUCAUAUCGGACAAUCAUCUCUUUAUCCUGAUCAACCGAAAUCUCCUCCAGUUUCAUAUCCAAAUGAACAUUAUAUUAUUCCUGUCGACAAACCAAGUCGCAAUCCAAAUAGAUCACUUGCAGACUCUUUCUCAACUCUAGAAGAUGAGUCAGAUGAUCCAAAUAAGGGCCAUUAUAGGUUUAAUUCGAGCGAAGAACCAAAAUUUAGCGAAAUCAGUGAUGAUCUUAGCAAUGAUUCAUAUUCAAAUUAA